Messenger RNA from Periophthalmus magnuspinnatus, 1002 nucleotides. RefSeq names its product SPARC-like 2 (gene sparcl2). Lineage: Eukaryota; Metazoa; Chordata; Actinopteri; Gobiiformes; Gobiidae. The transcript is spliced from 10 exons. The record is from RefSeq and is a predicted model, not a curated record. The coding region runs from base 1 to 1002 and encodes 333 amino acids. Gene Ontology annotation, biological process: anatomical structure development. Gene Ontology annotation, molecular function: collagen binding; extracellular matrix binding; calcium ion binding.
AUGCCUUAUCCUAAUGGGCACCGCUGUGUUGAUCCCUGGGCGUUUGGCACUGUCUGGCUUCUUGUGGGAACAACCAAAAAUGGCAUCAACUCAGAUGCACAUUUGGUGUUCGAACCGAUAGACACUUCCAUCAUGGGGCCUCUUUGCACGGCCUACACCUUUGGUGCUCAAGGCCUGCUCCUGUGCAGCCAGGAUGUGCAGCCAGGCUCUGCGGGCACCUCAUCCAAAAGUCUGAGUUUAAGCCUAGCAUUUCUUCUGUUAGUUACAGGCACAGCUAUGGGAGCAAGAGGCCAGCGCAGACAGAGACAAGCCGAGGAGUCCCUCAGACCUUAUAUUGGCAGAGUACAGCCAGAAAAGCUUUGUGAGCUCCUUAAGUGUCACACUCCGGUCGGGUCUUGGUGCCAGGUGGUAAAAGACAAAGGCGUUCUCGUGCCAAAAUGCAUCUGCCCAAAGACCUGUACAAAGCAGAGGGCGCAAGUGUGCAGCGUUGUGGGCAAGACAUACUGGAACGAGUGUUUAUUGCAUAAAGAAUCUUGCAGAAAGAGGCGGCGCACGGGACUGGCUCACGCAGGACCCUGCAUGGUUCCCAGGGCUAAUUGCACCCAGGAGGAGUUAGGCCAGUUUCCAUACCGCCUUUUGGACUGGUUCCUACUGCUGCGCCGAAUGAGAGAGUCUUACGCACCUGACGCACCGACACAGAGCUGUCUCAGUCAUGCGCAGAGGACACAGCUUGCUCAGCAAAGAUUUGCCUUACUGGAUAGGAACGCAGACGGAAAGUUGAGCCGCAGAGACCUGAAGAAGCUGCAUUAUAAAAGGAUGCCUCUGGAGCACUGUGCUACAUCAUUCUUUCAAUCAUGUGACAGAGACAGGAACAGGAAGGUGACCCUGAGAGAAUGGACAACUUGCCUGGUGGAUAACUCUGAAGCCUGGUUCUACCACCUCAUGUCCAUCAAAAUGGGUUCUCACAAGUUGUGUCCUACACGGACUGAUGACGACCUUUAA